Molecule: messenger RNA, 2102 nt
Organism: Taeniopygia guttata (zebra finch)
Lineage: Eukaryota; Metazoa; Chordata; Aves; Passeriformes; Estrildidae
Gene: ARSH
Product: arylsulfatase D
Molecular function (GO): arylsulfatase activity
Source: RefSeq, a predicted model, not a curated record
CUGGAGAGAACAGUGUCAUACAAUGGGCACAGAAGAAAUGAGGGUGUGCAAAAAGGGGUGUCACAGACACUCCAUCCUCACUGAGACACAUGAGGUAUCAGAUAGGCUACGCACCUUUGAGGUGGCUUCUGUGUUUGUAGGGUAUUUGUGAAUAGGUCUGGGGUGAAGCAAAACAGAGAAGAAUCAGCUCUGCAGAGCGUCUUGGUCUCCCCCAACCCCUCAAUGCACAAUUUUGGUUAUGUUUUGAUUCUCUGUUGUACAGACUGCAGCCAGAAUGGAAUUACAGCAAGCUUUUACAUUCAAAAAAGCCAUUACACAAAACAUGAAGAAUGGUAACCACACACUUACAAAAUUUAACACUAGUUAAAUUAAUUUCUGUCAUAGAUGACCCCUCAUCAGAUGUCAGAAGCAGCUCAGCCCUGCAGGGAGCAGAGUAGCCUGUGCAGAUGUGUGUCACUUCCCUUCAGUCAAGGUGCAGAACGAGUCAUUCAUGGAAAAGCUUCUUUACGUAUCUGUCAAAAUUAAUCUGUCCUAGAAGAUAACAGUUUGACAGCAAUAUUAUUUUUCCCAAUUGUGUUUUUGAAGAAAAACACUAUCCUGUCAAACUGCAUCCCUGAGAUGAAGAGGGAUGGAUGCUGUAAACGAUUACCGUGUAAUUUUUUGGAAUGCUGGCUCAGGAGGGCUUCCUGCAAACGAAACCACUUUUGCCAAAAUACUGCAGCACCAAGGCUACAGCACAGGACUGAUAGGGAAGUGGCAUCAAGGUGUUAACUGUGAGUCCCGCAAUGACCAUUGUCAUCACCCUUUAAAACAUGGAUUUGACUAUUUCUAUGGGAUGCCUUUUACACUAAUAAGUGACUGUCAGCCAACAGAAACACCGGAGAUGGACAGAGCCUUUAGAAGGAAGCUCUGGCUUUCCACUCAAAUGAUUGGCCUCAUUACACUCACUGCUGUCCUUGGGAGACUGACUGGCUUGAUUUCAGUCCACUGGAAAACACUCACCUGCCUUGCUGGGUUCAGUCUCCUGUUCUUCAUAUCCUGGUUCUCAAGUUACGGAUUUGUACGGUACUGGAACUGCAUUAUGAUGAGAAACCAUGGAAUUACUGAGCAGCCAAUGGUGACAGACAGAACUACGUCCCUUAUCUUGAGAGAGUCCAUUUCAUUUAUUGAAAGAAAUAAGGACAAGCCAUUCCUCCUCUUUCUUUCCUUUCUGCAUUCCCACACCCCUCUCCUCACCACAGAGAAGUUUCUUGGGAGGAGCAGACAUGGUUUAUAUGGGGACAAUGUAGAGGAGAUGGACUGGAUGGUGGGCCAGGUUCUAGAUGCUAUUGACAAGGAAGGCUUGAAAGAAACUACACUAGUUUACUUUGCCUCCGAUCAUGGUGGAUGGCUGGAAAGGCAAGAAGGGGAAAGACAGUUGGGUGGCUGGAAUGGAAUAUACAAAGGUGGAAAAUCUAUGGGAGGCUGGGAAGGAGGAAUCCGCGUCCCAGGGAUAUUUAGAUGGCCAGGAGUGUUACCUGCAGGCACAGUUAUUGCUGAACCUACAAGCCUUAUGGAUAUUUAUCCUACAGUAGUUCAUUUGGCUGGAGGGGAAGUGCCUCAGGACAGGGUGAUCGACGGCCGGGACCUGCUGCCUUUAUUGCGGGGAGCGGUGGCGCGCUCGGAGCACGAGUUCCUGUUCCAUUACUGCGGCGUUCACUUACACGCCGUGCGCUGGCACCAGAAGGACACUGGAGCUGUUUGGAAGGCUCAUUUCAUGACUCCCAUUUUCAGUCCUCCUGGAGCAGGGGCUUGUUAUGACAGAGGAUUUUGCCCAUGCUUUGGGGAAGGAGUGACCCAUCAUGAGCCUCCAUUGCUGUUUGAGCUCUCACAAGACCCUUCUGAAGCCACACCUCUCUCAGCUGCCACGGAGCCCCUCUUUGACACUGUCAUAAGGAAGAUUGGCAGAGCCAUAGAGGAGCAUCGCAGGACGCUGACUCCAGUGCCAGAGCAGCUCUCUGUGUCCAACGUGGUGUGGAAGCCAUGGCUGCAGCCAUGCUGUGGGACGUUCCCAUUCUGUUGGUGUGAUAAGGAAGGUGAUAAUAAACUUGUUGACCUAUAAA